AAAAAAAUCAACUUUAUUAUAUAAGAUUUAUACUUACAAAUUUCUUUAUCUAAGAUAUUUCUUACUUGCCUCGAUGAUUGCAAAUACUUGAUUUACGAGCUAAAUAUCGAACAAGUACCAAAUACAAAACGGGUAUAAGUAUUUGUACCUAACACUAUUUUGUUUAUUAUCAUUGUCAGCCAUAAUACUAAAAUAAAUAAAUAACUCCAAUUAAUAAAAUGCAAAUUUCAAUGUCUUAUUCCUAAGCACCUGAGAGUGAUAGAAACUGUGAGAAACGAAACAAAUGGAGAAGAUAGAGCACACGACGGUCUCCACCAACGGAAUCAACCUCCACGUAGCUUCAAUCGGCUCAGGUCCAGCGAUCCUCUUCCUCCACGGCUUCCCCGAUCUCUGGUACUCCUGGCGCCACCAGCUUCUCUCCUUCGCCGACUUAGGUUACCGCGCGAUCGCUCCCGAUCUCCGUGGCUACGGCGAUUCCGACUCCCCGCCUUCCGCUAGCUCAUACACCGUCCUCCACGUCGUCGGAGACCUCGUCGGGUUGUUGGACUCGCUCGGCGUUGACCGGGUGUUCCUCGUGGGUCACGACUGGGGAGCGAUCGUGGCGUGGUGGAUGUGUAUGAUUAGGCCUGAUCGAGUCAAGGCGUUGGUGAAUACGAGCGUUGUGUUUAAUCCGAGGAAUCCUUCUGUGAAGCCUGUUGAUGCGUUUAAGGCUUUGUUUGGUGAGGAUUAUUAUAUCUGCAGGUUUCAGGAGCCUGGAGAGAUUGAGGAAGACUUUGCUCAAGUUGAUACGAAGAAGUUAAUAAGCAGUUUUUUCACUUCUCAUGAUCCACGGCCACCUUGCAUUCCAAAGUCAGUUGGUUUCAAAGGCUUACCUGAUCUACCUGCUUUACCUGCUUGGUUCACCGAGCAAGACGUCAGUUUCUAUGCAGACAAGUUUAGCCAAAAGGGCUUCACUGGUGGACUAAACUACUAUCGCGCCUUAAACCUAAGCUGGGAACUAACGGCUCCAUGGGACGGUCUACAGAUCAAGGUCCCUGUGAAAUUCAUUGUGGGUGAUCUAGACCUUGUAUACAACAUCCCUGGAACAAAGGAAUAUCUACAUGAAGGUGGUUUGAAGAAACAUGUUCCAUUCCUACAAGAAGUGGUGGUAAUGGAAGGUGUUGGUCACUUCCUUCAGCAAGAGAAGCCUGACGAAGUCACCGAACAUAUCUAUGGUUUCUUCAAGAAUUUCUAAACCGGCGAAAUCAAGUUCUUCUGAGCUUCCUCAAGGGUACUUUCUUGUUGUGAGCUACUAUUUGCAAUGAGAUUUGAAAUGAAAACAAGAAAAUAAUGUGUGUACUUUUACUUGAUUUAUAAUUCACAAUUUAUAAGACAUGACAUUUGUACCUCUUCUCUCCUCAAAAUCUUAGAGAGAGAGAAGUUCUUUUUUUUUUUCUUUUUUUUUCCUUUUUUUUUGUUUUCUAAUUCCAUUUUUAUCUGAAUAAUCAACUCCGACU
Molecule: messenger RNA, 1496 nt
Organism: Eruca vesicaria subsp. sativa (arugula)
Lineage: Eukaryota; Viridiplantae; Streptophyta; Magnoliopsida; Brassicales; Brassicaceae
Source: the annotation of a GenBank genome assembly